Molecule: messenger RNA, 3451 nt
Organism: Musca domestica (house fly)
Lineage: Eukaryota; Metazoa; Arthropoda; Insecta; Diptera; Muscidae
Product: putative inactive tyrosine-protein kinase Wsck
Exons: 3
Coding region: 800-3253 (817 amino acids)
Biological process (GO): protein phosphorylation
Molecular function (GO): protein tyrosine kinase activity; protein binding; ATP binding
Source: RefSeq, a predicted model, not a curated record
CCGUCAAAACGUAACAGUUGUUGUUUCUUUUUACCUUGUGUUAAACAGAGGUAAGCUAAGGUAAUGGCCACAAACAACACAGCCACAUUAUGAGUCACUUGGGUUUGUAUUCUCCGAUCCAGAGAGACAAAUGGAGUGAUCUCCCUGGUUAGGGAGAGAGAGAUACUUUACUCAAAGAGACAGACUGACUGACAUUUAUGGUGGUAUGUAUCUCAUCUGAAGCUUAGCUUAAUCAAUUAUGAGCUGUGAGUGUGUGUUGUUGUUCUUGUUCUUUUAUGAGGAGGAAUACUAGUGACUGUCAUUAAUGUUCUGUCCGAACAGUCGUCGUUCGUUCGUUGUCAUACCAAUGAAGAGUGGAAAUUAUUCUGGACAUUAAAAAAAUUAUUUUCCAAGUGGAAAUGUAUUAUUUGCUUGACUGGCGCAGCAGCUGCUACUGUCGUUACUACUAACCUAAUGUUGAUGGAACGUCGAUGUGUCGGUCUGUCUGUCUGUCUAUCGUGUGCUGAUGGUGGUGAUUGCUCGGAGGAUGAUGAUCUUUAGUGUGGUUUCGAAAAAUACAAUUUGAAAAACAAACAAAAAAGCAGAAAAUAAUUAAUCCAGUGAUUUCUAGUAGUAGUACACAACCAACAACAAUAACGCCAGCAACGACGAAAGGAAAAGCAAACAGCCAAUCCACCGCAAAACAAAAGUGCAUUAUGAAAAACAGAGGAAAAGCCAUCGCUGCAGCAGCAUAAUUAAUUGAAUCGAAAAACAACAACAAUACCAAAUAAUAAAAAAAGAGUUAAAUUGCCACUAAGCCAUGGCACAGCAACAACAACGUUUCGCCGUCGUCGCUACCAUAAGAAAAAACAGAAUAACACCACCUGGCCACCGCCCUAAAUUUGCUUUGGAAUUAUUUCUAUGUUUAUUCUUUUUACUGUUAACUCCGCGCGUAGAAAAUCUUGCCACCGCUCAGGGCAUUGAAGAGACACCAUAUUAUUACCUGGGCUGUUAUACGGCCCGUUUGGAUUUGACACAAGAACAACUGUUCAGCAAAGUGCCGCAGGUGUGUGUGGAAAUCUGUGAAGUUAAGGAUUACAGUUUUGCUGCCCUCUCCGAUGACAAGUGUUAUUGUACGCACACGGUGCUGGCUGAGGAGAGGCAAGAUGAUUUACUCUGCUCAACGCGGUGUAUAGCCAGUAAAUCCGAAUAUUGUGGUGGUGCGGGGGUACACAGUUACUAUUCCACGGAAGUGGCCAAAAGUGCAGCAGCCAAAGAACUACAAGUUGUAAAUGCCACCGAAAACAGUCUAACCAUAUCCUGGCUACCACACAAUCCGAUGAAACAUUUCAUAGCCGGAGUGGAGUCGACGCCAAUGAUUCGCAUAACAAACUACAUGAUUAAAACGGAACGUCUCCAUACCUAUUCGAUGCAGCCAUUUUUCCCGCAACCCGAAUUCAUUGUCCAGGGUAAUGAAACGAAAUUUGAAAUAACCGAUCUACAUCCGGCAACACGUUAUCAAAUAACCGUUCAAUCGUUAUGUGAAAGUAAUACUCAGGGUGCCUCGAAGUGUGGCACAUCCGUGGUCGAGGGUACCACUUUGAUUGGUGAACCAAGUCCCAUGCCACCACCACCGAAAGUCUUGACCACAACAGAUAAAACCAUCACCAUACAAAUAAAACCUGUGCGCAACAACAAUGGUCCGGUAACCAAGGUAUUGGUCAUUGUUGAACAUGUCGAUGAUGCAAUUACCCAACCGUUUGACAGUGCUUUGCUCGGCAGCCAUUCGGAGGCAGAAGAGAAUGGUUUGCCGUAUUACAUAGCGGCUGAAUUGGAUUAUGAUCGUCCGGGUGAUAAUAAGACGAGGAAAUUUAUUGUCGGCGACGGGAAGCGGUAUGGACGCUAUACAAAUCCACCGUUGGAUAAUAAAAAUUCGGAUGUACAUAUUAGUUUGGCUGUGGUAAGCACCUUGAAUAACAUCACGAAAAUCCUCUAUGCUCGCAGUACCCAUGAACAACAUGUCAGCUCAAUGGAUAAUUUCACCUAUUCAACAUUUGAAUCGGGCUCGAAUUCUGUGGUCGCCUUAAUUGUAACAUGUUCCGUAUUUGGUGUGUGCUUUAUACUCUCCGUCAUUACGUAUUUCUAUUUACGUUACAAAACUUGCCAACUGCGUGCCAUUCGGGGCGGCAAUUCGCAUGAAAUGACAAUGCAACAACCGAUUAUUGAUCGUGAAAAUAAUGGUUUUGUAAUCGAAGAUGAUUUACCACAUAAUGUGGAGAAUUUCAAGGAACAACUUAAUGGGUUAGUGGAUCGUUUGGAAACGCAAAAGAGGAUACCACGUAAUAAUCUGCGCCUGAAUGUCAAUGACGUGGUGGCAGUUGGUAAUUAUGGCGAUGUAAUAACGGGGAAAUUAUUGCAGAACACCUUGCCCGAAUCAACGGCAGAGUGCCAAUUGCAUGUUUUAUCUUUAGACGAACUGAUCAGUACGGAUCAAGGGAAAUUGUUGCAGGAAUUUCGUAAUCUCAUUAAACUACAAGAACACCCGAACAUUUUGGAUUUCUAUGGAGUGUCGGCCAGUACCGAUUGGUUUUAUUUUGUGUUUGAACACCAAACAGUUACACUGAAACGGCGUUUAAUUGAGAGCAGACGGGCACCCAAUUCGGCACCGGUACAACGUAUCACCUCGCUAUCGGAACAAAUGAUUUUGGAAUGGAUAUACGAAAUAGCCAAUGCCAUGGAAUAUCUGGCCAAAUCCAAAGUCGUACACAAACAUUUAUGUUCGCACUGCAUCUAUGUGACAGCCGAGAUGAAAUUGAAGGUAUCGGUGUUUGAACCCACCCCGUAUGUUCAGAAUCAAAAGAAGGUCGAUCAAACCCGCUGGCUGGCUCCAGAAGUUCUGCGCUAUCAACAUUAUUCCACCAAAUCCGAUGUUUGGUCGUUUGCCAUUGUUGCCUGGGAGUGUUGCUCAUUGGGCGCUACACCAUAUCCCCAAAUCAACAGUUCAAAUAAGAUAUUGGAUGCCCUGAAGAGUGGUUCACGUCCAGCCCAGCCAUCAUUUGUCUAUCAAGAUCUUUAUCAAAUGCUAUUGAAUUGUUGGACUUUGGAACCCAGCGAACGUUCAAAUUUUGAUGAUAUCACAUUUAAUGUACGGCAAAUGAUGACCUCACCAAGGCAUUCGUUGUGUUUUGAUGUCCAGGAGAAUAAAACCACGAUGAAUAGUAACAUUUUGGAUGCAUUACCAUUUUAUAUGCCAGCAUUGGAAAUGGAAAAUUAGGGGAACGAUUGGAUAUCAAGCCUAUACCAACAAGAAAUAAACUGCAUGUACAAUUUAAUGGUCAUUAUUAUUAUUUUCUUUAAAUAAGCUUUAAUAAUAUUUAAUACAAAUUGAAACGAAAAAUUGAGUUAUGAAAUCUUUGAUGCAUAUUUUUAAAAACUAUAUUAGUCAGGUAGCAUAAAACAACCACAAAAUGUA